CUUGCACCACCUUGAUAGAGAGAACGCGAAAGCAUUUGAAAGAUGAGGUUAUUGGCGAGGACAGCCCACUCAGUACUGUGCACUCCGACGACUCUACAAGCAGCAGGGGGCGUCAGACCAUUCUGGGGAUGGCUGAAUGCUGUUUUCAACAAGGUGGACUAUGAGAGAAUAAAAGCUGCGGGACCAGACCGAGCGGCAGCAGAAUGGCUGCUCAGGUGUGGAGCGAAAGUCCGGUUCCAGGGCUUUGACCGCUGGCAGAUUGACUACAAUGGCCUCCCCACUGGCCCCCUUGGUCGCUACAAGAUCCAGGCCAUUGAUGGCACGGACUCUUGCAUAAUGUACCGUGGAUUUGACCAUCUGGAUGGCCUGGAACAUUUGGAGGAAGUGAGGCUGAUUAAGUGCAUGUACAUCGAGGACGCCUGCCUGGAGAGGCUGAGCAAGACGGAGAAGCUUCAGGACACCCUCCGUCGCCUGGAGAUCGUCUCCUGUGGCAACGUCACAGAUAAGGGCCUCAUCGCCCUGCACCACUUGAGGAAUCUGGAGUAUCUGUUCCUGAGUGACCUGCCGGGAGUGAGUGAGAAAGACAUCACCGUUGACCGACUACAGACCGCUCUGCCACAGCUGGACAUUGAGCUGGACCUGGACCCACCCAACCCACAAUAGACGCAGUGAUGUGUCCAUGGUGACAGUAACCAUAGAAUGAACAGCAACUGAGCAGAAAAAUUACUGGGAGAUGCAUUUUGCUCUGUCACGGCACUUUAUUUAUAGCAACAGAGAAAAGAGAAUCAAACAAAAAGAGACGUUAAUGUUGUUUUGCUAUGUUUUUUUCAGGUAUCAAACAUUGUUAUUGUUACUCCAUAGAAAAGAACCACAGAGACAUUGGUAUUACUAAGAAAGCUUUUAUGCAUGCAUGAGAUGCUAAAAAUUACAGAGACUCGUGACUCCUUGGAGUCACGCAAUUCAUUGAUUUGGCAUUUGGUGCAAGUCAAGGGGAGUCUGCGGGGCUAUAGAGCACCACUGGUUGGGGAUAUAUGUAUAUAUAUAAAACCAAACGAUAAAGCUUAAAAGCUUAAUAAAGCUACCAA
This is a messenger RNA of Sardina pilchardus (European sardine), 1085 nucleotides long. RefSeq names its product distal membrane arm assembly component 2 like (gene dmac2l). The coding region runs from base 43 to 663 and encodes 206 amino acids. NCBI's taxonomy places the organism in Eukaryota, Metazoa, Chordata, Actinopteri, Clupeiformes, Clupeidae. The transcript is spliced from 5 exons. The record is from RefSeq and is a predicted model, not a curated record.